Molecule: messenger RNA, 609 nt
Organism: Prunus armeniaca (apricot)
Lineage: Eukaryota; Viridiplantae; Streptophyta; Magnoliopsida; Rosales; Rosaceae
Source: the annotation of a GenBank genome assembly
AUGAGCUCACAUGGUGAGUACUACAGACCGUUAGCUAUGAGCUGGAUUCACACAAGCAACAGUGAAUCUCAGCCAUCUAUCUCCUUACACUUGUCAUUCUUAGGACUAAGUGAGUACACAAUUAACAAGGAAUACUUAAUUGAUGGUUGUGUAAAAUGUGGAUUAAUUGGAUGCAGUUACGCCAUGAUAUCAUUUGUGGCAUCCACAAUCAGGGGCGCCCAUCACCAUCAACAUGUUAAUCAUGGAGUUCGGUCUCAUUCAACGCCUGGAAAAGUUUUUGAUAUGCUGAAUGGAUUUGGAACAGUAGCAUUUGCUUUUGCAGGGCAUAGUGUGGCCUUGGAGAUUCAAGCCACAAUCCCUUCACCUCCAGAGAAGCCAUCAAAAGUUGCCAUGUGGAAAGGUAUUGUGGUUGCUUACAUCAUCGUGCCAUUUUGCUAUCUUGCUGUUGCAAUCUCUGGCUUAUGGGCUUUUGGCAAUGUUGUAGAAGAUGAUGUUUUCAUCUCACUGGAGAAAACUAAUUGGCUCGUUGCAUUGGCCAACAUUAUGUUGUUCUUUCACGUUAUAGGAAGCUAUCAGGUAAAGCAAAACUGUUGCAUGAAUUCAAAUUAA